AUGAGUCCCCACGUUGUUAGCGAAUAUGUGCCCUCCGAGACCCGACUCUUCAAACCAUUAAAGGUCGGCAACGUUACACUGCAGAACCGAAUCGCCUUUCCUCCCUUGACAAGACUUCGCAAUGACGAUGAUCACACCCCCCUUCCUUUAAUGGAGAAAUAUUAUGCCGAUCGUGGCUCUGUUCCCGGAACACUUGUCAUCUCUGAAGCAACAGCCAUUUCUCAUAUCGAGGAAGGCCAAGCCAACAACCCGGGCUUUGUGAGUGAUAGCCAGGUCAAGGCCUGGAGCAAGAUCAUUGAUGCCGUCCACGCCAAUGGCUCUUUCUAUUUCCAGCAAAUCUGGGGCAUGGGAAGAGCAUCUGAUCCAGGGCAUCUCACUGAGCGGGGUUUGCCAUACAGGUCUAGCAGUGCGGUGCCCAUGAGGGGUGUUGGUGUUACACCCACUGCUCUGACCGAGGAUGAGAUAUUAGAGACCAUUCAAAAUUUUGUUGAGACUGCUAAGCGUGCCAUCGCUGCUGGUGCAGAUGGAGUUGAGAUCCACUCUGCUCACGGGUAUCUGCUCGAUCAGUUUCUCACAUCUAGUGUCAACCAGCGCACGGAUAAGUGGGGCGGAUCCAUCGAGAAUAGAUCCAGAUUGACACUUGAAGUCGCCAAGGCGGUCGUCAAGGCUAUCGGAGCAGAGAGGGUAGCCAUUCGUUUCUCUCCCUACGCCGGCUUUCAAGGUUCCGAGAAGACAGACUCUGUUGAGCUGUACACUCAUCUCAUCGCGGAGCUCAAAAAGAUGAAAUUCAAGUUCGCCUACCUGUCUCUGGUUGAGGCGACCGGCGAUCCCGGGGCCUUGGUCCGAGGCGAAAAAGCGAUAAAUAUUGGCAAGACACUAGACUUCAUCCUUGAAGUAUGGGACAAUUACUCGCCAGUCAUGGUGGCAGGUGGCUAUCAGCCUGAAUCCGCUGCUCGAGCAGUAGAGACACAUUAUAAAAAUUGGGAUGUGAUGGUUGCCUUUGGUCGCUACUUCAUUUCAAAUCCGGACUUGGUUUUCAGGAUUCAACAAGGUAUUCCUCUUGCUCCCUACAACCGCCCAACCUUUUACCUCCAAAAGCAGUGGGAAGGUUACAAUGAUUAUCCCUUCAGCCAGGAAUAUUUGAAGGCGCACCCUAACGCCGUUCAUCCUAUGACUGAGUGA
Penicillium atrosanguineum is the source of this 1182-nucleotide messenger RNA. Its product is annotated as alkene reductase. Gene Ontology annotation, molecular function: NADPH dehydrogenase activity; FMN binding. Bases 1 to 1182 code for a protein of 393 amino acids. The transcript has a single exon. The record is from RefSeq and is a predicted model, not a curated record. Lineage: Eukaryota; Fungi; Ascomycota; Eurotiomycetes; Eurotiales; Aspergillaceae.